Molecule: messenger RNA, 453 nt
Organism: Mytilinidion resinicola
Lineage: Eukaryota; Fungi; Ascomycota; Dothideomycetes; Mytilinidiales; Mytilinidiaceae
Exons: 2
Source: RefSeq, a predicted model, not a curated record
AUGGAAACUCCAGCGAGAAGGGAUUUUGGCGAUGCUCUGGAGAUCAAAGUGGCGCCUGGAAAUCAUGCCGUUCGUGUAGGGGCCCUUUUCUUGAGCCGUCGUGCCUUUGAAAAAGCUGUGCUUGACCGGAUAGUCGAGCCCAACCACGAAUUCAAGGUCGAGGACUUCGACAAUAUUUUGGUGUAUGUGCACUGUGCACAUAUCUUCAGACCCAUUCCUCUGCUCCGCCAUAUCUACUCACCGACGGAAGACUCUUGCAAAUGCCCUAAGCCUGGUUGCUGGUCUAAUCUUUUCUGGCCGGGUGAUGAAGAGGGCCCAUACACCAAGAGCGCUCUCAUAAAGACUGCUAGUUAUCACGUCAACGAAAAAGCACUGAAGGCCGCUCUAUUAAAGUGUGGUGACAUUGAAGAUUUUGACUUUGAUCGACAAAAGCGUUCUAUCUUCGUCGAAUUC